Antechinus flavipes (yellow-footed antechinus) is the source of this 3262-nucleotide messenger RNA. It is a transcript of the gene MARVELD3, whose product is annotated as MARVEL domain containing 3. NCBI's taxonomy places the organism in Eukaryota, Metazoa, Chordata, Mammalia, Dasyuromorphia, Dasyuridae. The coding region runs from base 17 to 1294 and encodes 425 amino acids. The transcript has 3 exons. The record is from RefSeq and is a predicted model, not a curated record. Gene Ontology annotation, cellular component: membrane.
GACUAGGAAUUAGGAAAUGGAAGAUGUGCCGGAGGCUCGGGAUUCCCGCGCCCGGGACCGACCGAGGGAUCGAGACCACCGCCCCGAGCGACACAGAGACCGAGACCACCGCGACCACCGCCCAGAGAGACAGCGGGACAGAGAUCGCGGCCCGGAGAGACAGCGGGACAGAGUUCCCGGCCCGGAGGGACAGCGGGACAGAGACAGACGGCGGGACCGAAACGGGGACAGACCUAGAGACCGGGACAGGCGGGGCGACCGAGAUCCGGAUAGAAGAGGGGACAGAGAUCGGGACCGGCGGGAGAACAGAGACUGGGACAGGCGGGGGGACCGAGAUGGGGACCGGCGCAGCGAGCGAGACUACCGCCUGGACAGGCAGGACUGGGAGCACCCCCGUUCGAAUGGACAAAGGGGUCGAGAAAAAUCUCGCCAAAGCAGGACCCAGGAUGUACCUUGGGAGCCAUCCGCAGAUAGAGCCCCUCCCCCCUGGUCUGCCCCGGGGGAAAUGCGAGAUCCUUGGGCCCAGAGAAAUGCGGGGUUCGGCCGGCCGGAGAGUGACUAUCCUUCCCGGAGAUCUCAGCCCUUUAGCCCAAGGCCUGGAUUGGAAGAGGUGGAAUACUACGAGUCUGAGGCCGCAGGGCUCCUGGAAUGCCACAAAUGCAGAUACCUGUGCACCGGGAGAGCCUGCUGCCAACUGAUGAAGGUCCUGCUGAAUUUGCUGAUUCUGGCCUGUAGCUCUGUGUCUUACAACUCGAUCGGGGGCUACACGGGGAUCACCAGCCUUGGGGGUAUUUACUACUACCAAUAUGGAGGAGCCUUCAGUGGUUUUGAUGGUCCUGAUGGGGAGAAGGCCCAGCGGUUGGACAUCCAGUUCUACCAGCUCACGCUGCCCACAGUGACGGCAGCGAUGGCUGUUGGAGGGGGUCUCAUGGCCUUCUCCUGCCUCCUUAUUCUCUUGGGUGUCCUUCGGGUCCCAUGGCACUGCCCGCUGUGGCUGGUGAUUGAAGCCCUUUUGGAUACGCUCAUCUCUAUCGGCUACAUCCCGGCUUUGUAUUUCUAUUUCCACCACCUCUCGGCAGCCUACAGUUCUCCUCUGUGUAAAGAGAGGGAGACCUUGUACCAGAGCAAAGGCUACAGUGGUUUCACUUGUAGCUUCCACGGCGGAGACAUAGGGGCUGGGCUUUUUGCUGCCAUUGGAGUCAUUGUCUUUGCUGUGGGGGCUGUUCUAGCCUUCAGGGCGUACAGAAGAAUCCGAAAGCCUGAAGGGAAGCCGACAGUGACAUAUGAAUUAUAGUCUUUCAUCAGCUGCUGCUAGAUCUCAAAAACCUCUUCGUCUUAUUUGGGAACAAGCUAUCUGUGGAUGGGUAGAAACAGCCUUCCAUGGUGAGACUGUUACACGGUGGAGAAUGUAACAAAUUUUGAAUUCUCUUUCCUUAGAAAAAUUUCCUUAGGAAUCAUUGCAAACCAAGACCUGCAGAGGUCUGAACUAGAGUAAUAUAGAAUAGUUGGGGAACUUCUUUGAACUUGGCUUUUUUUGUGUUGAGUAGAAGCCAGAUUUGUUGGCACAAUUGUACCCAAUGUCUUCCAAACACAACCCAUAAGCUGAGGAAACAGGAAUUCCUUAUUCCUCCUCUACUCUGCCAUAACUUUCCAGUACCUCUUUGCAGUCUUAAGUAGUAAGACAGAUGACUUCUAUUAGAUUUUUAUUAAAAGAAUAACAUUAGCUGGAAGUGGGGAGUAAGAUAGGGAGAGAGGCACCUUGAACUAUAAUAAACAAAUUGGAUUGCUGACAAAUUAAUCCUAGAAGCCUUUCAUUUUGGAGUUCCAGCUAGUGUUUCUGAGCCAACAUUGCCAUUCAUUAUUCCAUCUAAUGUGAAUGUGCUUUAUGUGAGAAAGCUUAAGGUAAUAAUGGAAAUUCAGGUACAAACUUGACAUAGUGUCCCAGCAGGGAAAGUCCAAAGCAAAGCCUCCUUUGAUCUAAAGUGAUUCUGUGACCUUACUGUACCUUGUCACAUUCUUUGCACAUUUUCUCUAAGCAAAUUCAAUUAUUAAAAAUCCAUUUUUGCAUAAAACAUAAGUUGGUGUCGGAGUUGUAAACUCUUCACUUUACAUAGAAUUCCUUUAAUUGUACGUUGCCAAGAAAUUUAUUAAGAAUAUAACUGGAUUAAUGUACUUAUUUUUUAAAGGAAGGUGGUAAGUGAAAGGUUAGGCCACUAAGGGGCACUGUAGUGGUUAGAACACCAGACCUGGAGUCAGGACCUGACUCAUCUUCCUAAAUUCAAAUCUAGCCAGUUGUGUGAGCCUGAGCAAGUUACUUCAUCCCAUUUGUCUGUUUCCUUAUCAUAAAGUGAGCUGGAGAAGGAAGGACAAACCUCUCCAGUAUCUUUGCCAGGAAAACCCCAGAUGGGAUUAGAGUUAGACACAACUGAACAACAACAAAUAUAAAAGGAAAGCGCCCCAUUAAAUGCAGAAUCCUUCCCAUCGCUCUGUUCUGGGUCCUACACUCUCUAAAGCUACUAAAGCAAGUCCGGCUCUUUUCCCUCAGUAUAUUCUCCUUGGUUUAACCAAUGGUGUCUUCAGAGUUGGUUCAGCUGACCUUGAAAGUUAAGCGGGAUGGGGGUUGGUUGGGUGACUACUGGGAAGGCUAGGGGUGGUUAUAGGAACCCAGCCUCCCAUGAGGCUGGUGCUGGGGAAUCAUUCCAUUUUGGGGUCUACUUGAAAGUUGGGUUGAUUGCUGCUGGAUAUUUAAAUGAAAUCAAUGGCCUGAAUGUAGAAAACAAACAUGCAGAUUUGGAGCUUUAAGGGACUUCAGUUGUCAUCUAGGUUUUCAUUCAAAUGCACCAAGAUCUGGGAAGGUUACUUGAUUUGCUUGUCAAGGUCAUCCAGCUAAUAGGUGAGAGAUGGGAUUUGAACUCCGUUCCUCCAGACAAGAAAGCAUGGCUCUUGCUGCAAAGUUGGUAGCACGUGUGAUUGGGGACAUUGAAUUUGUAUGUCAAUUAAUAAUGUUAGGGAAGUUCUAUGUUUAAAUAGCAGUGGGUUUUAGGUGACCAUAUUUUAUAGUACCUUAGUUCUCUGUCAUGGCUAAUAAUUUAUAGUCAUGUACUUUUGAUUCUGGCUUUGAAGCCACACCUCUGGAAUUACUACAGAAAGGAGUCCACAGAUCAAUAUUUAAAUCCCAGCAUUAUUAACAGGUUUUAUUUUUGUUCAGCUACCAAAUGUGAAUGAUUCACAAAAAUAAAUAAAUCUAUCUUUUGUACACUGA